AAAAUAGGGGACUUGGUCUUCUUCCCUAUCCUUUUACCUCAUCAAAAUGGGAUAGCCGUGGAUGAAUUACUGCUCAUUAGUCAUUAGCCUCUCUUCUCUCCUCCUCUCGAAAAAUAAAAUAAUAUAAUAUAAUAUAAAAAGAAAAACCAUUUUCAUUUUUUAGAAAACUUUUUAACACAGAAUGGUUGUUAGAAACAUAACUUUGAACUAUCUCGAGCUUGGCCUACAUUUUCGCGUGUGAUCAUUUAUACAUAGAUAUAUAUUAUUCUCGGAAUAAUAUAUUUUGUUUCCUUUUUUUCUUGAAUCACAGGCGAAAAUUACGACGCCAACCCAGAAAGAAAGAAGAUCGGAGCUUACCAUUUUUACACGAGGGAAAAAUCUCUUCGAUUUUUACUGCUCUGUAAAUUCUGCCGAUGAUUUUUUAUUUUUUAUUUUUUUAUUUCUAGGGUUAUCGGUUAUGGCUGAUGUUGUCGUGGUGUGUUGUUGUUGAAUUUAUUAAAAUUUAAAAGCAGUUGUUGUAAAAAAGAUAGAGAGAAAUUGAAAAGAAAAACUGUCAUUGUCGGAACUCCACAAAUGUCUUUGUUUUUAAAAAUCCUCUUUGUAAUUAUGAACAUAAUCUUGUAUUAAUUCAAUUCCUUAAUUGCCGUCUUUCUUUUUUGUUGUAAUAAAAUCUUCUUAGGGGUUAAGAUUUGGGUUGUGGUAAAUACAAACAAAGGUUAUCAAGAUAAUUUUUUUUUUUUUGAAUCUUUGAAAUUGACUGACAACGUGCUGUCGUGUUUUGUGACUUGAGAAAAUAAUGUACUGUGUAUGAAUUCCCAAUUUUUUUUAAAGAAAAUAAAAUCAAAGACGUGCUGAGCUGUUACCAUCUUUUUCCCAUUUCUGUCUUCUUUCAAUUUUUGUUUUUGGUUUUUUAAAGCCACCUCCUUUUGCAAGUUGUGUAAUUGAAUGAGAAGAGCCUUUUUUGGAACUUAAUCUUUCCCCUUAAACAGGUCAGAACUGAGAAAGCUUCUCUCUCUUCUUCUCAGCUCCCCUUCAAAACCCAAAGUUUCUCUUUUUUUUUUUUUUGUAAGUUUGGUUCGCCAUAAUUUAGAGGAAGACGCCUUCGCUUCUUUGCUUUUAACAAAAACCACGCGUCUGCAUGUCCCCUUUUGUUUGCUUUUCUUCUCCUCCUUUAUUCAUCUGAUAAUGGCAAUGUUGUUAAAAUUUUAGCCUUUUUUUCUCCUACAUUUUCAAUUUUUGACCCCUCAUCAAGAUCGAAACCAACAGCCAAGUUUCAAGGAUAAGAAAAACCCAACAAUGGCACCGCCCUUUGAUUGGUGGGCGAAAGGCAGCCAUAAAGGAACCCCGGUGGUUGUUAAAAUGGAAAACCCAAACUGGUCAAUGGUCGAGCUCGAAGGUCCAUCCGAAGACGAUUUCCUCAUCGGCAACACCCCCACCGGUACUCGAGAAAAAGCACGUGGCAAAAACGCGAAGCAACUCACUUGGGUCCUCCUGCUAAAAGCCCACCGUGCUGCCGGUUGCUUAACCUCCAUUGCUUCCACAUUGGUCAGUCUUGGUUCAGCCAUCCGUCGCCGAGUCGCCUCUGGUCGAACCGACACCGAGACCGACAACGACAAUGAAACCGACAACAGUUCCUCCAAUGAAAACAAAACCGUUAAAACCAGGUUCUACAACUGCAUCAAAGUGUUCCUUUGGUUAUCUUUAUUGUUACUUGGUUUCGAGAUUGCCGCGUAUUUUAAAGGCUGGCAUUUUGGUGCUCCAAAGCUUCAACUACAGUACAUUUUUACGGUGCCGUUUGGUGUUAGAGAUUUGUUCGAUUGGAUGUACUCUCGUUGGGUUUUGAUUCGGGUGGAGUAUCUUGCUCCUCCUCUUCAGUUUCUUGCAAAUGUCUGCAUUAUUCUUUUCCUUAUCCAAAGCAUGGAUCGGUUAGUCCUCUGUUUGGGUUGUUUUUGGAUCCGUUUGAAAAAAAUCAAGCCAAUUCCCAAACAAGACGCUGUUGCUGAUCUUGAAUCUGGAGAAAAAGGUUUGUUCCCAAUGGUCCUCGUUCAGAUCCCUAUGUGCAAUGAAAGAGAGGUUUACCAACAAUCAAUUGCUGCAGUAUGUAAUUUGGACUGGCCAAAGUCGAAAAUAUUAAUUCAGGUUUUGGAUGAUUCUGAUGAUCCAACGACUCAGCUGCUUAUUAAAGAGGAGGUGCAUAAAUGGCAACAAGAAGGUGCUCACAUUGUGUAUCGGCACCGUGUAAUUAGAGAUGGUUACAAAGCUGGUAAUCUUAAGUCUGCCAUGAGUUGUAGUUAUGUUAAAGACUAUGAAUUUGUUGCCAUUUUCGAUGCUGAUUUCCAGCCCAACCCUGAUUUUCUUAAACGAACCGUACCCCAUUUUAAGGAUAAUGAGGAUGUAGGAUUGGUUCAGGCAAGGUGGUCAUUUGUGAAUAAGGAUGAGAAUUUGCUGACAAGAUUGCAAAACAUAAAUUUGGCAUUUCACUUUGAGGUAGAGCAACAAGUGAAUGGUGUUUUUAUUAAUUUCUUUGGGUUUAAUGGGACUGCUGGGGUUUGGAGGAUUAAGGCUUUGGAGGAUUCUGGUGGGUGGUUGGAGAGAACCACAGUUGAGGACAUGGAUAUAGCUGUCCGUGCUCAUCUUCAAGGAUGGAAGUUCGUUUUCCUCAAUGACGUUGAGUGUCAGUGUGAACUUCCUGAGUCCUAUGAAGCUUAUAGAAAACAACAGCACAGAUGGCAUUCUGGACCCAUGCAGUUGUUCCGCCUCUGUCUGCCAGAUAUUAUCCGUGCUAAGAUUAGUGUGUGGAAGAAAUUCAAUAUGAUCUUUCUGUUCUUUUUGCUUAGAAAACUGAUCCUACCAUUUUAUUCUUUCACUCUUUUCUGCAUAAUUCUCCCCAUGACAAUGUUCGUUCCUGAGGCUGAGCUUCCAGCAUGGGUUGUCUGUUACAUCCCUGCUACAAUGUCAUUCCUCAACAUACUUCCAGCCCCAAAAUCAUUCCCAUUCAUUGUUCCUUACCUUCUUUUUGAGAACACCAUGUCAGUGACCAAGUUCAAUGCCAUGAUCUCUGGUCUUUUCCAACUUGGUAGUGCAUAUGAGUGGGUUGUUACAAAGAAAUCGGGUCGAUCAUCUGAGGGUGAUCUUGUCUCCUUGGUUGAGAAAGAGCCAAAACAUCAGCGUGGGGGAUCAGAACCCAAUCUUGAUGAAAUUAAAAUAGAUCUCCAGCAAGAACAAAAGGCUAGGAAAAAGAAGCAUAAUAGGAUAUAUACGAAGGAGCUAGCUCUGGCAUUCCUUCUUCUAACAGCUUCAGCGAGGAGCCUCCUGUCUGCACAGGGUAUCCAUUUCUACUUCUUACUAUUUCAAGGGAUAUCCUUCCUUCUGGUUGGUCUAGACUUGAUUGGUGAGCAGGUUCUGUAAAGGACAGAUUAGGAGCUUUGUCGGAAAAUGUGGAUGAUGUCAAUACAGCUGACUUGGAUGAUAUCAAAUCCGAGUAUCACCGCAAAUGAACUUUUAUGGGAGAUUUGAAGAGGGCUGAGAAGUGCUUUUCAUCGUCUUCUACCCUCUAGACUCUGCUUCCAAGUCCACCCAAUACAAGAACUUGCGUUGCAUGGACAGAAGAAUGGCUUCGAUUUGGAUAUAGGCGCGCUUGAAAAUUGUGACACUCUUCAGUAUAUGUAAGCUCCCCCCCCCCCCCCAACUUUUUUUUUUAUUCUUUUGUUUCUGUCAAUUCUUUUGUAAGAAAAAAUUGUUGUUCAAACAUCAAACAGGAAUUUAGUUGCAGUUUCAAGGCAGGCUAGAACAUUGAUCCCUUGUUUUUUUUUUUUCACUUAUUUUACUCGGAUGGUAAUUGAGCCAAUUUCCAUUGAA
Messenger RNA from Durio zibethinus, 3858 nucleotides. Its product is annotated as putative xyloglucan glycosyltransferase 12. Gene Ontology annotation, molecular function: glycosyltransferase activity. Gene Ontology annotation, cellular component: Golgi apparatus. The record is from RefSeq and is a predicted model, not a curated record. NCBI's taxonomy places the organism in Eukaryota, Viridiplantae, Streptophyta, Magnoliopsida, Malvales, Malvaceae.